UUGACUUUAAUUGAGAAUUAUGCAAAGCCCCAACGAGAGCUGCUGCGGUAAUCCGCUGUCUUCGUUUCAAUUGGUCUCAGUAUUUGAAUUAGUCAAGCAACUGCACUCGAGUAAACCAGUUGUGCUGCGCACACCCACGAAUCAGUAGUAUGAAAAGCGACGAGAUCAUUGAGAAAAUACGCAACAAGCUCAAGGAGUCCGACCCGAACAAACGAACUGUGGUCAACACAUUUCAGUUCAAUUUUACGGACUCCGAUGGCAAACUCAUUAAGAGCAUGGCUCUGGACAUUUAUGAGGGCACCGCAGCUGAUGUUGACGGCCGGGUUACUAUAGCAGAUGAGGACUUCUAUUUGGUUGGCACUAAGCAAAAGAGUUUUGAGCAAAUGCUGGAACAGGACAAGGCUAAAGUCGAUGGCGAUGCGGAUGCUAUUAACAAAAUGUUGGACAAAUUUCGUUUGAAUUCGCAAAAGUAAAAAAA
Molecule: messenger RNA, 478 nt
Organism: Drosophila arizonae
Lineage: Eukaryota; Metazoa; Arthropoda; Insecta; Diptera; Drosophilidae
Gene: euc
Product: eucalyptus
Source: RefSeq, a predicted model, not a curated record